Haliotis rubra (blacklip abalone) is the source of this 2333-nucleotide messenger RNA. RefSeq names its product transmembrane protein 198-like. Bases 582 to 1586 code for a protein of 334 amino acids. The transcript has 5 exons. NCBI's taxonomy places the organism in Eukaryota, Metazoa, Mollusca, Gastropoda, Lepetellida, Haliotidae. Gene Ontology annotation, cellular component: plasma membrane. The record is from RefSeq and is a predicted model, not a curated record.
UGUUGGCUGUGAUAGUGUCUGUAUGUUGUGUGGCAUGGCUAUGUGAAAACUGUCCUGGUCGUCAUAUGUUCGUUUGUUUGAGUCCUGUCCGUGUAUCUAAGCUGAGGUCCUCACCGUCCACACACAGGUUUCAAACGUUUAUACAGGAAGUGGGAAAGAUUCUGACACGCUCACAAGCCUGUGUGUGCUGGGCAGGCUGUCAGUGGGUAAUGGGAACCGUAUGUGAGCAGAGGUUUUCUCCUCUGCCAGAAUUAAUACCAGUUUGAAAAUUACAACGGUUACAUCAGGCUGUGUCAGACAGAUCUGCUUUGAAGGAAGAUUCAAAUCUGGAGAUAUGUUUUCUGGAAUUGUCAGCUGUGCAUGUUCGUAGAAUCUGUUUGAUUUCCGUGUCUUGGAUCAGACAAUUGUGUUGUUGGACUGUGGAGUUAGCAGGAAAUUGAUCAUUUCCUGUAUACAAGGAGGUGAUUCUGAAGAACAAGCAGCCGAAAAUGAGGACAUAAAUAUCUCGGUCAUGAGGAUGGACUCUUUUGUUUGACCACGACACCGUUCUUCAGUUGACCGGUGAUCAGCUCCACAUAAACAUGGACACUACGAUGGAGACCAGUGCAGCUUCUUCGACAGGGGAGGUGACGUACAUGACCUCGCGGGGGAACAUGACGACGAUGGCGUCCCCAUCGCAUCAGUGCGAUCACAUAGACUCACAGUAUGACGUUGCCUCGGCGAUUGUUUGUGCCAUGUGUUUCAUAUUUGGGAUUCUGUAUACAUUUUUCGGGUACCGGUUCUUCAAGGCAGUGAUGUUCCUGACGGGGUUCAUUUUUGGCGGAGUCCUCAUCUACAUGAUCUGCAAGGAAGAGGAGAUUAUGCCCACAGAAGGAAAUAUUGGCGUGGCCAUUGGCGCCGGGAUACUCUGUGGCCUCAUCACGAUGCUUGUGCAAUACGUGGGACUAUUUCUCACAGGAUUCCAUCUAGGAAUAGCCCUUGCAAUUGCUGUUUUGAUAAUCCUGGAACAAUUUCUGCAUCCUUCGACCAAGUGGAUACCCAUUGGAUUACUUGUUGGUCUUGGGUUGCUGUUUGCCUUUCUCAUUCUGAAAUUCCAAAAGUGUUUCACAAUUUUGGGGACAAGUAUUUUUGGAGGUGCUUUAAUGGUAGCAUUUUUAGACUACUUUAUUGAGAAGUUUCGCAUGGUGCUGUACAUGUGGGACCGAGUGAAAGGCAACGAGUCGCCGCCUGUGUGCUGGUACAGUUGGGUGAUACUUGGCUGCUGGCCAUUUUGUUUCCUUGUUGGAGCUAUUACACAAUGGAGGAUUACAGGACAGGGAGUGGACCAUCGAGAAGCACUACACAUCAACAGGUCGAAGAAGGUGAACCUGAAACGUAUUCGGGCUCGAGAGCGUCGAGAUGAGCAACAUUCCCGUUAUCGGCAUCUGUACCAGGUGCGGCGUGUCAACGGGGAUGUCAUCUCCCAGGUGAACAACCAAGACUACAUUCAGAGUAUCCAGGGAAAACUGUCCCCAGCCAUGAGAAGUCUGACCGACCCGAUGACAGAAGUGGAGAGUGCCAACACCACCCUCACACAAGUGCCCUGAUCAUAUCACACCUCGACAAUAGGUCAUAUCACCUGCAUUGGACGAUAUCACUGAUAUCACCUUCAUUGGCCAUAUGCAUAUCACCUUGGCUUGGGUGGGAUAGUAUCACUCAUCACCAGCAUGAGGCAAUACCUCCUGGAUGGAAUGAUAUCAUUCAUAUCACAUUCAUGCAAGUUCCACGUUUUGAUAUUUCCAUAUCAAGUUCGUGUUAGAACCAUGUUCUGGUACCUUCAGACCAGACUGUAUCUCUAGCAUUACAUGAACCAUCAAUGGAUGAACAUAUCACAUAUGGUUUCAUAUCAGCAUUGGGGGUACCACGCUCCCUCGAUGUCCAUAGUUGUACGAGAUCAACCAGGUACCUCCCAGGGUAAUACAACACAUAUGGACCGAUGUCCUCCCAUGUUUACACUGCAGGACGCCGAUGAAUAUCAUUGCACAAGACCUCCAGUCUACCAGUCAUACCUGAUGUAUCCUAUUGCUUGAGGUCUCACCAUGGAAUAGCCGAUGUUUACCUCGGGCGGUCUGUUCAAAGGGCGGUCUGUUCAAGCUGUGCCUCAGGAAUGUCCACCAUGAACAUUGUAUCAUGAGCUUUUGAACUGAGUGUCAUGAUACAGAUGAAAUUGUUGGUAGGGGAAUAGUGUUUGCUGGAGUGUAGAAGCUGUUGUUGAUGACUGUAUGGACAUUGUUGUUUUGAAAAGAAACAAGUUGUUGGACUGUGAAUGGCAUCUGUAGAUGAGAAGGUGGAGA